AUGACGAGUUUCUUCUUCUUCUUCUUCUUCUUCUUCUUCUUCUUCUUCUUUCAUUCCUUCCUUCCUAUCUCCUUCCCCUCCUCUUCUUCUUCUUCUUCUUCUUUCAUUCCUUCCUUCCUAUCUCCUUCCCCUCCUCUUCUUCUUCUUUCAUUCCUUCCUUCCUAUCUCCUUCCCCUCCUCUUCUUCUUUCAUUCCUUGUUAUCUCCUUCCCCUCCCUCUUCUUUCUUCUUCUUCAUUCCUUCCUUCCUAUUCCUUCCCCUCCCUCCUUCUUCUUUCUUUUUUUCAUUCCUUCCUUUAGAUAAAUCUCUUCCCUUUCUUCUUUUUCUUCUUUUUUUUCCUUCCUUCCUAUCUUCCUUCCCCUCCUCUUCUUCUUCUUCUUCUUCAUCAUUCCUUCUAUUUUCUUCUUCUUCUUCUUUCAUUCCUUCCUUCCUAUCUCCUUCCCCUCCUCUUCUUCUUCUUCUUCUUCUUUCUUCCUUCCUUCUCUCCUUUCCUCUUCUUUCAUUUCCUUCCUUCCUAUCUCCUUCCCCCUCCUCUUCUUCUUCUUUUCCUUCCUUCUUCUUCAUUCCUUCCUUCCCUAUCUUCCUUCCUUUCCCUUCCUCUUCUUCUUCUUUUCAUUCCUUCCUUCCUAUCUCCUUCCCCUUCCUCUUCUUCUCCUUCUUCUUCUUCUUUCAUUCCUUCCUUCCUAUCUUCUCCCCUUCUUCCUUCUUCUUUCAUUCUUCCUUCCUAUCUUUCUUUCUUCUUCUUUUCAUUCCUUCCUUCCUAUCUUCUUCUUUUUCUUUCAUUCCUUCCUUCCUUCUCCUUUUUCAUUCUUCUUCUUUUCAUUCCUUCCUUUCUCCUUCCCUUUUCCUCUUCUUCUUCUUUCAUUCCUUCCUUCCUAUCUCCUUCCCCCCUCUUCUUCUUCUUCUUCUUUCAUUCCUUCCUUCCCUUAUCUCCUUUCCCAUUCCUUCCCUUCCUCUUCUUCUUCUUCUUCUUCUUUUCAUUCCUUCCUUCCUUCCUUCCUAUCUCCUUCCCCUCCCCUUCUUCUUCUUCUUCUUUCAUUCCUUCCUUCCUAUCUCCUCCCCUCCUCUUCUUCUUUUUCAUUCCUUCUUCCUAUUCCUUCUUCCUCCUCUUCUUCCUUUUCAUUCCUUCCUUCCCUAUCUCCUUCCUCCUUCUUCUUUUCUUCUUCUUUCAUUCCUUCCUUCCUAUCUCCUUCCCUCCUCUUCUUCUUCUUCUUCUUUCAUUUCCUUCCUCUUCCUUCCUAUCUCCUUCUUCUUCUUCUUUCAUUCCCUUCCCUCUUCUUCUUCUUCUUUCAUUCCUUCCUUCCUAUCUCCUUCCCCUCCUCUUCUUCUUCUUCUUUCAUUCCUUCCUUCCUAUCUCCUUCCCCUCCUCUUCUUCUUCUUCUUUCAUUCCUUCCUUCCUAUCUCCUUCUUCUUCUUUUUCUUCUUUCUUUCAUUCUUCUUCCUAUUUCAUUCCUUCCUUCUUCUUCUUCUUCAUUCCUUCCUUCCUAUUCCUUCCCCUCCUCUUCUUCUUCUUUUCUUUCAUUCCUUCCUUCCUAUUCCUUCAUUCCUUCCUUCCUAUUUUUCAUCCACUUCCUUCCUAUUUCUUCUUUUCUUCUUUCAUUCCUUCCUUCCUAUCUCCUUCUUCUUUCCCUCCUCUUCUUCUUCUUCUUCUUUCAUUCCUUCCUUCCUAUCCUUCCCAUCUCCUUCCCCCUUCCUACUAAUUCUUUCAUUCCUUCCUUCCUAUUCCCUUCUUCUUUUCAUUCCUUCCUUCCUAUCUCCUUCCCCUCCUCUUCUUUCUUCUUUCAUUCCUUCCUUCCUAUCUCCUUCCCUCCUCUUCUUCUUCUUCUUUCAUUCUUCCUUCUAUUCCUCCUUCCUAUCCUUCCUAUCUCCUUCCCCUCUUCUUCCUUCCUCCUCCUCUUCUUCCUCCUUCUCUUCAUCCUUUCAUUCUUUUCUAUUUCUUCUUGAGAACGAGCCUGAACCAGAUGGCCCUAUAGUUGUGGACCAGAGGUUCAAUUAG
Acanthosepion pharaonis is the source of this 1995-nucleotide messenger RNA. The record is from the annotation of a GenBank genome assembly. Lineage: Eukaryota; Metazoa; Mollusca; Cephalopoda; Sepiida; Sepiidae.